Messenger RNA from Zea mays, 2899 nucleotides. RefSeq lists its product as uncharacterized. Lineage: Eukaryota; Viridiplantae; Streptophyta; Magnoliopsida; Poales; Poaceae. The transcript is spliced from 4 exons. The record is from RefSeq and is a predicted model, not a curated record. Bases 1 to 1200 code for a protein of 399 amino acids.
AUGGACAAGUUGCUAAACACAGUAAAUCUUCUUUCCGAGGCCACACCGUCUACCGGCGCGCCGCCGCCUGUCCACGCGUCGAUCUCGCCCGAGGUGGCCGCGGCGUGCGGGUCCGCGACGCCCGCGUGCUUCGCGGCCGGCCACCACGUCGUCCCCGGCGUCGGGGACCACCGCAAGUGCCGGCCUCGGGGAAUCCUGGCGAUCACGGGGGAGGGGUUGACUAGCCAAGACCUCGACGAGGAGUUGUCUCGCGCGUCCAUCCACUGGCUGUCCUCACCGUCGGGGGCGGUGGCCUGGACGUCCUCGACGAAAUGUGGCAACGAGGAGGCGUCGGUGAACUGGCUGGUGUCCUCGCACGACGAAGGCGGGGUGGACCUGCUCGAAGAUGAGAUCUUCGUGCCCAGAUGCUCCUCGGAGGACGCGUUCUGGCGCUUCUCUCCGGACUGCACUAGGCUGUUAGGCUUGCCGCUGCUCAGCGGUCUGCUGGAUUCCGGCACUCCGUCGUCGGAAAUGUCUGGGGCAACGCCGUCGUCAGGGUUUCUCCCAGUGCAGAAGACUCCAAGCAGUGGCAACAGCAUCAGUCCCUUCUCUCUUAUUGUCAAGCGAGCAUCAGAGUCUUCUGCCAGAUUUCGGACUUUGUGUGCCCAGCAGGGACUGGGUAGCAUCUACUGGUACGAUUCGGUGGCGGAUCCGACACCAAUCUCUGGUGAGUCAUGGCCUGAAAGUGUUAGCAAUUAUACACGGUCAGGGUUGACAAGGACAGGCAGUCGUCCCCUGAAGAUGAUGGAUCCAGUGAUGGAAUGUCUUGAGAUGAUGAGUUUGUCUCCAAGGCCUGGGGACGAUGACUAUGAUGGAACUGGCACACUGCCUGCACCAUUGCCUCAGCAUAGCUUCCAGUUUCCAGGGGAUCCAACGCCUCUGGAAUCCAUAGACUUGACCUCUUUUAAGAGGUCUCCUCGUGACAUAGAAUUGAAGGCAAAGGACACAAGUUUCCGGAAAUCAGUCAUGGCAGACACUCGUAUCUCUUGGCAGGAGGGGCUUGUCAGCAGAAUGUUUGAUAUGGGUGACUUGGAUUGCUGCAAAUGGCUAUCUGACGAUGAAGAUUCACCAGUGUUUUUGCACACUGACAAGGCUUUGGCUGUUGGUACCAAUUUUGAGCCAUGUAAUGGUUGUUGCCUACAUGAGGGUGGCGACCAAUAGGAAGCAUGCGGCUUUGGCUCUCUUGAGCUCAGUUGCAUUGGUGAUUCAAGUUCGAUUUGGUGGGUUUCCAAUCUUUUCGGUUUUUCCAGUUUGUUUAUUCCCUCCUACAAAUCCAGCUCUUGCAGGCACAAUGCGUUAAAGGCAACUGAAAAAUGAUCUUUCGGUUUCAUGUCCUGUGUAGCAAAGUUGGAAAAUACUUCUGAUUCUUACAUAUUUCACAAAGGAGGUAAUUGGUACUUAAUUUAGUUGGUUCUUCAUUGGCCCACUACAUGAUGUAUAGUGAUUGCAAUUUUGUUUUAUGCAUCGAGUUUAUGUGUUGCAUUAAAGAGACGAAUCUAUGUUUAAAAUGUUUUGCGACAGGAUCCUUUAUUUCAAAUCCUGGUUCAGUGAAGUUGGAAACUAUUUCUGAUCUUUACAUAUUUCACAAAGGAGGUAAUUGGCGCUUAAUUUAGUUGUAUGUUUUGAAUAGUGAAGAUAAAUUGAGGAUGGAAAAGUUACCAGGUAUAUCAGAUGUUGUUAGUAGAGGCUGCAUAAAUGAUGAUGAAAUGGGAAAACAAUUGUGCUUCCCGCAUCACAUAUCAGCGGAAGAUGAUAUAUGAUACAAAACCAUCAUGAUAGCAUAGCCAUUUGUAGGAUUCAUGGUCCACCGAUUUUUUUUCAUAACAUUCACAUGUAAUGCAAAGUGGCCUGAAGUUAGCGAAAGUCUUUAUCACUGUAGUAAAAAAACUUGAGAUGCACCUGAUGUUGCAGUGAGAUUAUACCAUAUGAAAUUGCAGGAGCUGUUAUAAGAUAAUAAAUCUGGUAAUAUAUCUGGCCCAUGCAAAGAAGGUAUGGACAACUGCCUACCAUGUUUUCAUGACCAAAAGAUGUUUUCCAACAAUUUUUCGUUUUGUUUUUUAAAAUUUUUUGAACGAGUGGAUACCGACAAGCAACUUUUUAGUAUUUUUGGUUGGUGCAUGCCACUACUGCUCAUGUUGUUCAUGUACAACCUCCUUUUUUUUGGUUGGUACAUAUUAUUAUUGUUCAUGUUGUCCAUGUGUAGCUUUAGUAAAAAAAGGUCUCUAAUUGUGAGAACUGCAUCUAGCAUGAUUAUGACAACCUUUUUUCUAUUUACAUUAAAUCAUAAUUAUAUGUCUUCUACAGCCCAUAGUACUAAUCCACAAUUCUAUUGUAUGUAUCGUUUGCAUUUACCUUAAAUGUACACAUUGUUUCUAUUUCUUUAUCCUUUUUUAUAGAGAUCCUAUGAGGCUAUGACAAUAUAUUUUGUUAUUAAAAUUGACACAUAAAUACAUGUCAAGUAUUGCUGAUAUUGUUCAUCCAAAAUUCUUGUGUAAUUGCUACAUGUAUUCCCAUUAUCUUUUUAUAUUCCAGUAGAAUAAUAGAACCAUGUACUCCUUUACGAAGUAUUCAGCAAUAUAGACUCAUAGGGGGAGAAUGUGCUCAUCCCUCGUAUAUCAUUGACACUGAUGAAAAAUGCAUCUAUGUUUAUAUAAAUAAACCACCUGUUGAAGCCUGUCACUCCAUGUGUGUUGAUGCAACAUCUGGGAAAAAACAAUGCUAUUAGUUGUUGACAUAUGCUACUUUAAUACUACUUAAUAUGUAUUGCAAUCUCAGUUCCCUCUACCGUUGGUCCAAAUUGCAUCUGUGUACAUAGAGACCAAUUGUUAGAAACUUUCUGAAUCUGUGUAUAUUAAUGCAA